Messenger RNA from Sinocyclocheilus grahami, 2364 nucleotides. RefSeq names its product protein phosphatase 1 regulatory subunit 16A-like. Gene Ontology annotation, molecular function: myosin phosphatase regulator activity; enzyme inhibitor activity; protein binding. Gene Ontology annotation, cellular component: cytoplasm. The record is from RefSeq and is a predicted model, not a curated record. Lineage: Eukaryota; Metazoa; Chordata; Actinopteri; Cypriniformes; Cyprinidae. The coding region runs from base 1 to 1506 and encodes 501 amino acids. The transcript is spliced from 10 exons.
AUGAAAAUUAAAGCACGUCGAGUUGGCAGAGUGCGAGGGUCGUGGCGGGAUGCGGACCCAUCACUCAUGGUGCACCUCGUACGACAGUUGCUCAAUAAUGGAGUCAGUCCAGACUUGUUCAACGAGGACGGGCUCACUGCACUUCAUCAGAGCUGCAUAGAUGAUUUUUUGGAUAUAGCACGCUGUCUUCUGGAUGCGGGUGCAAACGUGAAUGCGUGUGACAGUGAGCUGUGGACCCCUUUACAUGCGGCGGCCACCUGCGGACACACUGACCUCGUGCAGCUGCUGAUAGAAGCGGGUGCAGAUUUGUUGGCGGUGAAUGCAGAUGGAAAUAUGCCAUAUGAUCUGUGUGAGGAUGAGGCUACGCUAGAGCUCAUAGAGAUGAUCAUGGCAGAGGAGGGGAUUACUCAGGAGAGAAUUGAUGAAUGUCGCGGCGCCAAGGAGAGCGCAAUGUUGUCUGACCUUCAGGAGCUGGUUGCAAGUGGAGCUGAUCUGAAUGUGAAGGACGAGCUGGGGGCCACUCUGCUGCAUGUAGCAGCUGCUAAUGGAUACAUGUCAGUAGGGGAGCUGUUGCUGGAGCACAGAAUAUCUCCUAACGACAGGGACGCUGAUGGGUGGACGCCACUCCAUGCUGCUGCCUGCUGGGGACAGAUCCAGAUGGUGGAGCUGCUGGUAGCUAAUGGUGCAAAUUUAAAUGCCAAGUCUGAGCUGGAUGAGAUGCCUCUUGAUGUGUGCACUGAUGAGGAGGUCCGGACCAAAAUGAUGGAGCUGAAACAAAAACACGAUGCCAUCAUGAAGGGUCAGGACAAACACAAAAACACAUUGCAGAAACGAGUGUCCAGCACGGGCAGCAGAGGUAAAGUAGUGAGGCGCACCAGUGUGAAUGAGCGCAGCAGUCUGUACCGCAGAGAGCAUCAGAAGGAAGCCAAAGUGUGGCAGGAGAGAGGAAGACAGACAGAUGCCCUGGAUGAUGAUGAAGACAGACAGACUGAUGCUGAACUGAACCUGCACGCUGCACUGGUGUCUGGCUCUAAUGCAACCCCUGUUCCUCCAUUAGAGGUCGGCGAGGUGGAAAAUGGAGCUCAAGUUUUGGGGAACGGCAGCAUGGCUUCGUUUUCUUCCUCACUUCCAGGAGAACUCCAGGGCGGGGGCCGCAUGGAUCGCAGCGCCUCUUAUCAGCUCACUCCAGCUUCGGCUGCUGCUGGCGGGGACAACAUGAGCAGAGAGAGAUCUCACCACACGCUUGCAGAUCUCAAACGCCAGAGAGCAGCAGCUAAACUGCAGAAACAUCCAGCACCUCCGAUACCCCUGUCUGCAGACCCUCCGGAUGAGGUCGUUCCUGAAGGACCCCAGGGACCGCUGGAGCCCCCUGAAUCAGUACAACAGGAUGUGUCCCCCAGUGCAGUGUACUUUACCCAAGCUAGUGGAGAUCCACCUCUGCUGAAGCUGAGAGCACCAGAAGAAGACACAACUAAUACGAAAGAGCCAUGCUGUGGACUCAUGUAGAAGCAGUGGACGAACAUGUUUAGUUUCAUGUGAUUGUGCAGUUCCUGUGUACUACGUGGACAAACUAGAAUUAUAAGGCAGGUAUGUGGAAAUGGGUUUUGUGUCCAAGUCACGCUUUCGCUCACAAUGGCACAUAGACAGAUUGAAGUCACGUUUUCAACACUAACAUGAAUAAUUGCACCAAACAUUUGAUGAUGGACUAUGUUGCUUUCUGAAUGGAUAACACAAGAAAUCAGAAAAAAGAAGACCAAAGCACCCACAUUUAGAUAAUUUCCUUGAUUUAAUUGCAUUAUUGCAGUAUUUCAAUCUUUUAAGAUCAUAUCAUUUUAUUUUAAUUAGUUGUUAUGGUCAUUAAAGUUCAAUACAUAGAGAAAAAAACUGACACUGAGCACUUUACUUGACCAAACUUUCAGCAAUCUUCAUAACUUUGAUGAAUAUACAUGUAGACGUAUACUGAUCACAAAAAAGCACAUUUGAAUUGCGCUGAUCAAAAUAAAGUUGCAUUUCAUUCACAGUUCUGCUGUAAUCUUACAACUAGCAUGCUUACUCUUGUUCUUUAUUCACACCUGGUGGCACCAUUUCAUAAUGCUUACUGCUUUCAACAAACUCGUAUCCCAGCAUCUGUCUAUUUGUUUAUUGCCUUUGAGAUUGAACUUAAGCUAAUUGUAAUGUAAAUAAAUUAUUAAAAAUAUAUAUUUAUUUUAUAAAAAGAUGCACAGAGGUGUGUGUACCUUUUAGAUUGUUUUUCUUCUAACCUUCUCAAUUACAUUUUUUCCCCCCACAUUUUUAUUUUGUUCGUCACACUUUGUUGUAAUGCAUCAAUAGAAACAAUAAAACCAAAAUGAAAAAUACAGUAAA